CAUAGAACUCUGCAGUCCCAGCUUUAACACAUCUAUCAGAUCCGGCAGGCCAGACAGUCAGUUGCGAAACGUCGUCGUGAGCAGGUUGGAAAAGCGAACGGGAGAAGUUGCGUUGUCCUCCGUUGGGCCACUGAAGGCAUGUGCGUGUCGUUAGAACUGCUGGUUUAAAAAUAAUGCUGAAACCGCUGUCCUCGUUGUGGGAUUUUGAGAGAUCACGUCUAAGUAGAAAUUAGUUUCAUCUCGUGUGCUACCCCGAAGUUCGUGGAAAAUUGUGACAAGUAAUGAAGAACUUAGAUGAUUAUUUUUGAAAAACGCCCAAAAAAUAUUUCUUACAAAAUUGGAUUUUUAGUGAUCAUUUGCAGCAAAAGUUUGAAUAGAAAUGGACGAUAAACUCGCGUGAGAUAGAAAAGUUUUACAUUCUCUCGAGUGCAAUAAUACAGUGCCAUAAAGAUUUCAGAAACAACUCGAUUGGUUUAACUAACUAAGCUCGAUAAUCUACGCUAGCUACAUCACCGCUUGGCAAACUCAACUGGUUAGAAAAGAAUGGAAAGAACCUGAUGCAGGACUGCCGGAGCUGUAUUUGAUGGAAAGGAUCCUUUUAUAGACAGGUUACCAUUCUUCAAUGCUAUGUGCCCAUUAAAGAAAUAAACUGACAAACUGUACAGAUCAAUUUACGAAACUUCAUUUUACUUCUGACACACACCAAACUUAUUCCGAGAAUGAUUUUCGCUCUAAGCAAAACUUACUCAUCCUCCUCCUAACUGGCAUCAAUGCAAAGUACACAGCGAUUUUCUGCGGCUGUAAGCUCAGAAACGAAAACACGAAUGCAAAAGGAUAAAGCAAAAUCCAUGCUAAAAUUGACAAACUGAAGCUGGGUAGUGCCGGCUGCUAAACGACUGAAAGCCAGCAACCGCAACCGGAUUAAACUGAUUUGGUGACCGAAACUGGAAGGUGGAAUCCAAAAACAAGACGAACUGUGGUAUUAAAAAUUAUAUCACCCCUAGAGCGAGGUGGAAAACCUGGAUAAUUUUCCUACGCAAAAUCCAGUUUAAAAGUGAAGUGACAAAACAGUUGUAAAGCAGUGGCAUUUCACUACCCGUACACCCGCCAGCAACGUUGAAACAAAUAAAACCAUUGGGAAAGAAUAGCCUAAACAAAGAAAAUGAGGACCAGAAAGUACGAUGGUAUAACAGACAGCUUUCUUCGCGUAGUGUUCGUAACAAUGGCAGUCUCCAUCGCUCUAGUAAUCACUGAAGACUGUGGCCAGGAGGAGUUAGUUCAAUGCACCAAGCCGCUGCAAGUGCUUUCCGCAACAUCCGAGCUCUCGUUCGUUACGAAGAAAGAGGAAUUGGAUAAACUAUGCCCUGACCUUCACUCAGGACUGCAUUGUAUACGAAGCUAUACUCGACGCUGUAUGAACAUCCAUCAGAGGGACCAUUUCAACAAGCUGUACCAUGGCACCAAUGAGGUCAUCCGUGAGCUGUGCGAAGAAGGACCUUAUCAGGAAGACUUUCUUAGACAUGCCCCUUGCAUGCGACAUGUGAAAAAGGACUACGAAGUGUGUGCGGUCAGCUAUCAGAGCACAAUGGCCAAGAUCGGACAAACGGUGGCCACCGGUACUACAACGAAGUCACCUACCGGCAGCGCCUCGGGGCAGCCGACACCAGAUGCAGCCAUGUCGCUCUCAAUGAAUGACAUGCAACAACAGCAGCAGCAGCACUCUCGCCAACGAAACUAUACGAAAAGUACUGAGGAUGCGGAAGAAGAACGGCUCAAAACUGUUUGCUGUGCAUUCCAAAAGUAUAUGCAAUGUUCCGAGUUUACAGUACGUCACGCAUGUGGAGAUGAAACAGCUCUUUUCACUCGAAAAUUCCUCGACAAGAUGUCCAACACUCUGAUGAGGAUGCACUGUGUCGAUUACACACCGGAAAGCGGAAAAUGCCGGGAUUAUUUUAGUUCAGACGCGACACGUGUCCGGUUGACCACCUCAAUAUGGCUUUUGUUUAAUAUUUUGCUAGCUAGUCUGGUAACGUUGCUGGCCCGUUGUAUGCCUAGUUCCAAUGAGCUAAUUUAAUCGACCUGAGCUGAGGACAAAACAAUACUUUUAUCAGAUCCUGGGUACUGUGGAGCAUGUGUUGUCAUUGACUGCCACAGAGUCCUAUGGUAGCCACCAUGUGAGGAAUAUAGAGUUGCGCUCUGAACGCAUUUGUGAUCGUGAAGUGUAAAGAUAUAGUCUGAGUGCAGAACAUAGACGAGUGCGAGGUAAAACUGAAUAAAUAAAAUAAACGAACAAAGAUUGUUUGUCUACGAUGAUACUGGUGCGUCGUGACUGUAUGAAAGUGUAUUAGCGUACCUAUGAUAUAAAAUGAUUCGGUUUUUUGUUAGAAAAAAAUUAAUAAUAAUCUGCCGGUUUAAAUUGAAAUAGGCUACCUAUUAUCAUAAUAACACUUUUAAGGUUGAAUCGGUUACAAACGGAUUUUCAUUGGCUUCCAAUAACUGUAGAAAUAUACAGAAACAAAACAUAAUACGUUGUAUUGCAAUUGUAACAGGUAAUCUAAAAGAGAACAAUUUUUAAUUAUUUUAGAGUAAUAAUUUCUGUGGAAUGUUUACUAUUAUUGUUACUAAUAAAACGGUUGAUUGCAUUGCACAAUCUUCUGUUACCAUAUGAUCAAACGUUUUUUAGAUUGGGAUAAUGUGGAAGUAUAUCUGCGUUAUCUUCAAGAUUUUAUAGAAGCUUGUGAUGUCAACUGAAAUAUGAAUUGUUUCAAUUCUACCCAAGAUUUUAGACCUAUCUGAAAUAAUAACAAAAUUGAAAAUCUGACAGACAACAUAUGAUGACACAAAAAAUGUGAAUGACUAGCCAGCUUCCGAAGUAUUUACGUAUGCCAUUUUUUAUUCUAUCAGCUCGAGUAAAUAAUGACACAAUGUUGAAAACAUACCAUAAUUAUAAUGAAUAAAUGGAGCAUUUUAUGGACGAGGAUUUUUUUCUUGCCAAGCAUGUGUGUGUUCAAAAGGUUUUGUUUGGGACAAAUGUAAAUAAUUAAUAACAUUAUGAUUAAAUGAACCAACAUAAUGACCGCAGUUGAAAUGAGAGAAAAUGCGAAAAGCGAAGCUGCACCCGUUUGCACCCAAGUGGUAUGGAGGUGUAUAAAAUUGACAUAGAAUCAUAUUAUAAUUAGUUUAGGCAAUUAAUAAAAUUGCAGUGCGUAGGCAUAUAACAUGUUUCAUAGCUUCCGGAUAGAGAUACUGAAUGGUGCACCAUAAAAAGGCGAUGCCUAUGACCAUUGAAAGUACACUCACGUACUCCUCUAAAUUCAAUAAUCAAAUUAUUGGUUGGAAGCGGGUGAAAAGCUGCGGACAAAUAAAUUAUAGCCGGUGUGACUGCCAUGUAAUUGUACAAAUGCAAUACGAAUUAAUGGAUGGGGAAAAGUGCAUCCACCAAGUAACGCGGUGAACGCGAUUGUAUCUGAAAACUCUAUUAAUCGUGAAGUAACAUGUUCGGGAAUUUAAUAUUCAGAGAUAAAUUAUCGAUAAAACUGUUACGUUGAUCAAGUUAUUGUUAAUUCGAAACAGUGUAAAUGAGAAUAAAUGAAAAGAUUAACUUAAUUCUUACGCAAAAAAAAAUCAAUAAGUUCGUUAUGGUUCCUUCGAGAUUAAUGCACUUAAAAUUGAAGUGCAUAAAAUAUUAUAUAACAUCUCGAUUAAAAUUUAAAAUAUUUCAAAUGUCGAAAAAAAAUUGGCAAAAGUGAAAAAAGGCAUUGUUAUUCAUCAUUGUGUUCUUUGAAAUGCCCCGUAACCAAUGAUGUGUAACACUCGCAUAUAGUUUUAUUUUGUUCAUUAUGUUAGUGUUCGAAAUUUGAGGCUAUUCUAUACGUGAAAUUUGUCACUGCAAGAUAAAAGAUCGGAUAGCAAAGUAAAAUAGUUCAAAACGAAAUGAAAACGGUGAUUGUUUGAUGUAAAUAGGUUGUAUAUAGGAUAGAUUAUUUAAUUAUGUAAUGAGCGCACGAAAAUAUACUGAACAUAUUGCAAACUGUU
Wyeomyia smithii (pitcher-plant mosquito) is the source of this 4035-nucleotide messenger RNA. RefSeq lists its product as uncharacterized. Lineage: Eukaryota; Metazoa; Arthropoda; Insecta; Diptera; Culicidae. The record is from RefSeq and is a predicted model, not a curated record. The coding region runs from base 1163 to 2074 and encodes 303 amino acids. The transcript is spliced from 7 exons.